Messenger RNA from Coturnix japonica (Japanese quail), 4751 nucleotides. RefSeq names its product dystrotelin (gene DYTN). Gene Ontology annotation, molecular function: zinc ion binding. The record is from RefSeq and is a predicted model, not a curated record. Gene Ontology annotation, biological process: synaptic signaling. Gene Ontology annotation, cellular component: plasma membrane. Lineage: Eukaryota; Metazoa; Chordata; Aves; Galliformes; Phasianidae.
AUAGCCUUUAGUAUCUUCAGUAACUUAGUCCUGUUACAUCUAGCAUUUUUCAAGUGUGAUUCUAGCUGACAGUUUCUAUACUAUAUUCAAAUUUAUAUUUUUAUGUUUAAAAAUAUAAUGUAGUUUAAAGUGUUAAAGACAAAAGGUCUGACAGGAAAAUUUGUUUCUGUUAUUAUCAGUGACGCAACUACUUUUGCAUUCAGGGAUGUGUUAGGAAUAGAUUCAUGCUUAAGCUUCCUUUUUCGCUUCAUUCUGAGGUCAAAAAAGGAAUACUGUCAGCUUAGUUGAACACUUUGGUUUGAAAAUUUUAUAACAUAGACUCACAAGCAAUUGCAAUCACUGGAUCUUGAGAGAGCCGUCUGGUGUAAAGGUAUACUUUAGCUAUCUUGAAAUUAUACAGUAUGGACUAUGUGGUAAUCCUAUAUGUAAACACUGAACUCCUGGAUAGUCAAAGAUCUCAUUUCCUGUUCUUCAACUACUUUGGAAACAGUUUUCUCCUUUAUGUAAUUUUGCAGUUAGUAAAGAUGCCCCUACUUUAUCUUGAGCAGAGGUCGCCAGAUUUCUGGUGUUUUUCCACACCUGAUGCCAUAUCUACUUUGUUGUUUUAUAUAAUUCUGUUUAAUUUCAUCUAUGAAAUGCAUUCAGUACGUUUUUCAGAUUGUAAGGUUUUAUUGGAAUGGUUCAAUAUGCCUCAAUUAUGUAACUCUGCACUUUGAUUUGUUUCAUUAUAGAAUGUCCAAUGCCAUCUGCUCACUUAAAAUGAAUCCAGACUUGCAGGAGGCUUUCAAUGACAUUCAGAGCUCUGUCUACAGAACAGCCCUAAAACUACGCUCACUACAAAGUCUGUGCCAGUUGGAUUUGAUUGACGUUUCUCUGAUUCAGCACAUCUUAUCAAGUGAACAGAGGAAGAGGGAAAAGCAUAUUUCUCUGAAAGUGCAGCAGCUCUCUGGAAUCCUGAAGGAGCUGUUUGAAAGAGCGAGGCUGGAAAAACCAGGCCAGGUAGAUCCAAGAGCCGCCGAAUUUACACUGAGCCUGCUAGAAGCCAUGUAUGACAGGUCUGGAACAGGUUAUAUCAGAACUAGAUCUGCUGCAGCUUCCCUAAUUGCCCUUUCAAGGGACACUCUGCUUGCUAAAUACAGAGCUUUUUUUCAGUUUUAUGCUGUUCCUGAUGGGAAGAAGGCCUUGAUUACCCGCAGUGCUCUGAGAGGCCUGCUAACAGACUUGAAUCAGAUCCCAGCCAUUGUAGGAGAAGGCUGCACUUUGUCUUGUGUGGAAAUUGCUACUCAGAGCUGUUUCCAUGGGGUUCUGAAUUCAGGAAUUGUUGAAGAAAAAUUCCUGUCUUGGCUGAAAUCGUGUCCUGCUCUUCUGCAAUGGCUCCCUACGUGUUACAGAUUAUCAGCCACAGAAAUGGUUUCUCACCACAUUAGAUGUAGAGUCUGCAAGACUUUCCCCAUUACAGGCCACAGGUAUCGCUGUCUGAAGUGCCUGAAUUUUGACCUUUGCCAGGACUGCUUUUUCACCGGCCGUCUCAGCAAACCACAUAAGAGUUCACAUCCUGUUGUGGAACACUGUGUGCAGAUGUCAGCAAAGGCAAAUGCAAAGCACUUUCUUUACACUGUCAGAAACAACCUGUUUCAAGUCUGCUGCAGAAGAAAGGAGGCUCAGGGAAGGAAAGUUUUGGAGAUAACAGAGGAGAAGCAUUUCUCUACUCACAAAAAGAUUCAUCCCCCAGCAGAACUCAGUGCUUCACCGUUCUCUAGAUGUGAAAACCUAUCUCUCCCAGUGAACAACCCUAUUCUGGAAUCACCCAAGUUUAUAUCAAAAAACAGAACUGUACUGCACAAGAAUGACAAUAACAGCAAGAUACUGGAGCAAGGCAAGACAAAAAUUGAGGCAAUUUCAUCUUUUGAAGCAGAUGUGUUAAAAAUGCAUGAUUCCAUCAAAAGUAUUCACAAAAAGAACAGGUACAUGAAGAAGCAGCUGAAUAAAUGGAAGCACAACAUACAAUUUCUUCAUAACUACCAGGAGAACAAAAGCUUCAAAAUAGAGGCAAAACUCCAAAACCUGAGAGUAUGUCAUGAAAACCUGCAAAUGGAGCUGCAUAAAAUGAGACAAGAACUAAAGACAGUGUUACAGUCAACAGCACAUCCUUCAUUUUCACUCUGCCAGAAUGUGAUGCCAAGAGAUCAGCAUGUUCUUCAGGAAAGCAAAAUGCAGGGUGGAUUAAAUCCUGUUCAAAUAAAGUCCAUUUCCAGAACAAGUUCAGAUCGGAAAGCUUUGAAUCACCUCAACUCUGCAAAUAGAAUACAGGUUUUAGAGUCAUCUGAGGCUCCUGCUGCAGUGGACUUCAUGUUCUCAGAAGACCUGGUGAAGUCAGUGACCUCACAGAGUGACAUAGUUUGUAUGGGACAGUUUAAAAAAAUAGAUGAUAAUCCAACACAUCUACCUGAAUUGAUAGAAAAUGAUGACAGCGGCGUCAUAAGGAAUACAGCUCUUGCUUCUGCUGCAAUACAGAUAGCAUCUGAUAAGAAAGAAUUCUGUGAUGAAGUGGAACUGCAGCGGCUAGUGAUAAAAUUGAUGAAUGCAUUAUCUCUUCAAGCCCAACCAGAUCAACAGUCAGCUUUGAAGCAGCAUUUCUUCUCUACAGCUGAACACGUUUGCAGAUCCUUCUCUGAUCUCAUCAGCCAGAUAACUACCAGCUCGGAAGUGAUAGAAAAUGAUGUUCACCUCGCAGCUCCACUGAACUAUUGAAGAUAAUUAAAGUCAUGUCACACUCUUCAAAGUAUCUCAGAUGUUGCACUGUAGUAACUGAGCCUAACAGAUUUCUGCAUUUAACAACUUUACCAGGAAUCAUAAAUAAUAUUAGAGAAUAAUAUUCCUUUUCCAUUAGUAGUUUCUAACUCCUGUGCAGUAGAUACAGGGGCAAUUGAUUAAAAUGAGUAUAACAUCACUAAUGCUGCUCUGGCUUUCACAACUGUCCUGUUCUGUACACUCUUUUCAUUGCUAUAUAACUGAUAACAAAUUAUGUUUCAGAAAAAUUUUUUUUUCUCCCAAUAAAAAUGGCUUGAGGCAGGUGGUUUCAGUGAUAUGUUGUCUAUCGAGUCUUUUUAUCUUAGUUAAACUGGAAGGAAUGAAUUCUUAACUGUCAGACAUCUCAGGACUCAAUAGUCACAUCAUUCCAAUCUGAGAAAUACUGAAAUACAUAAAAUACUUAAAUACUUAAAAUACUGAGAAAUAUUUAAAGGAAAAAACAGUUUUGAACAUUUAAAGGAAUUUGGUUGCUCUAGAUGAGCUGUUGCAUUAUGGAUUGAUAUAUAUGUAUUUAUGUUGGUAUAGAACAGUUAAUAAGAAUGUGAUGUCUAAUACAGAAUGGUUAAUAAGAAUUUAAUGUUACAUACAGCAUCUAAAAUGUGCAAGAAGUCAUUUUUAAUUGGUUGCCAGCACUGUACAAAUCUAAACCUUCCAGAGUGUUAAAAAUAUUUAUAAAGCCUGUACAUACACAUAUAGGAGUGCAGCUGCCUACGUAAGUAAGCACGCAGGCACUGCAUGGGAGUUUGGAAGCAGAUGAUUAGCUAAUGGUAGUAGAUUGAACUUGUAGACAAACUACAAAGGAUUUAUUAAACCUAAGCAACAAGUAGGCUGGGAUUUGAAUAAGGAAUAUGCUAGACAAAAGAAAUAGUGCUUUGGCCCAUUCAUACUUUAGUCUAGGUUAAUUUCUUAUAGCAAUGAGUAAAUGAAAGCCUUGGAAAGAACUUAGUUCAUUCUUAGGAGGAAAAAUAAUAGGAAUUCAUUGUUUUUCUUUCAUCAUUCCUCUUUAGAAGGAAUGUGUAAAAUUUAGAUGUGCUAGCCUCUUCCCUGAGGGUGCAGUGGAACAGAGUCUUUCACAUUCUUUAGUUUAACUUAAAGCAUUUAUCUAAUCUCACUGAAUUUGGGAGGCUUCUUGAGGUUUGCUGUCUGCUUUUGUAAAUCAGGAUCCCAUCCAAUGGGACAAUGAAUAACGUUCGUUUUCUUCAGGUUUAGUAGCCAUUUCAAGAUUUCAUUUACACAUUUUUUCUACUUGAACUUACUCCUAUAAAUUGCUAAACACCCAAAAUGCUUCUGCAAAUGAGUUUUGAUUUGGAUAUUUUGUGAAGAAAAGAACAAAUAUUGCCAUAUGCUUAAGGAAAGAAGCUUUGAGCAACUAAAUGGACCUGCCUUAGAAAGCUGAAUUUUGUGUUUGCAUACAUCCAGUAUAUCAAUGAUAUAAAAAUCAAUAAUAUAAUAGAUAAUAAUAAUAUCAAAUUGCCUGUGAGAGUAAUAACAGUCAGAGGAAACUGACUUGGUUACAAACAGCUUGCAAAUUAAAAGAAAGAAGCAGUUUUAAGUCAUGCAUGAGAAAUCCUUUGUUGAAAUACUUUGUAAGAAUUUGUUACGUUUUAGGAAGCACUUGUAUAACUAGAAAUCUAAGGAAAUACCAUGAAUAUGUCCUAUGAAAGCAAACAGAGGAGCUGGUGAGACCUGCCAACGUCUUUCAUUAAACAUCAAGGUCUUGGGAAAAUAUUUGUAAUAUAUAAAAUAUUUGUAAUAUAUAAAAUAUUUGUAAUAUGUCUUUCAGCAGUGGUUGCUUUGUAUGUGUGUGUAGCUACGUGUACAGUAGCAGCAAUGGUGGAUGUUUUGGGCAACUUCCUGUUUUGUUUGUCUAUGCUUCGUUAGAGGAUUAGUGUUUUCCUGCUUUAGCACUCAAAAGAAAAUAGUUUGAGUAAGUCACAUGC